UGUGGGUGUUAUAAAAAACAAACAAACCCUCCAGCAACAUGGUACAUAAGACUCCUAUAUUAGUGACAGAUAAGGCAGGAGAAAAACAGAAAGCAAAUUCUACAAUUCGGAGCAGCUGUUCCCCAGAACGGAAAAGCAGCUCAAGAUAUUUGGAUACACCAGUCUUGUUGUCUCUUCUGUGAUCCUUCCCCACCAACAUGCAGGAACUCCUGGGAUUUUUGCUCUUCUCAGUUUUAAUACAGACAGGCACUUCUCUGGAAUGUGAAGUCUGCAGUGGCCUCGGCAGCAGCUGUGUUGGCAGGAUGGAGAACUGUGACACUGGCCAAGACACCUGUGUCAUUGCCUACACGGAAACCUCAUUAGGUGAAGUGACAACACAGACAGUCUCAAAGAGCUGUGCAUCCUCAAGUGUCUGCAACAGCCCCCCAACGUACAUGAAUUUUGGGCAGGGGAAAUACGUUCGGUCCCACAUCACCUGUUGCGCAGGAGAUGCUUGCAGGACAGUAUCUCCUCAACUGCCACCAGCAUUGGACAAACCUAAUGGCAAGCAAUGCCCAGGCUGCUACUCUUUCUUACCCGGUGGUUGUGAAACAGAGACUGUGGAUUGCAUUGGAACCGAGGACUACUGCCUUGAAAUGGAGGAGAAAGUCACAUAUGGUAAAUUCACCUUCAACGUUGUCAUGAAUGGCUGUGCUUCCCAACCCGCCUGUGCUGCAAAAGUGGGCAAAUCAGCUACUGCAGGGGUUUAUACUGAUAUUACGAAAGCGGAGUGCACACCAGCUCCCAUUUCAGCUUGAAUGAAUCAUCAGCCACCUGACUUCCUCCUCACUAUUGAUCCUUAUUAGAGACUGUGUUAUAUUCUUCCCGUACUAGGUAGCAAGGAUAUUGCUUCUAAGAAGAUAAGAAGAGCCCCACUGAAUUAGACCAAAAGCCUAGGGAGAUGCCACAAGUUGUUCCCUCUGUGUUUGAAUUCUUUUCUAAUGUAAUUUCCUCCCAAAGAGGACAUUGACUGCUGCUUUGUGAUGACCAAUAAAAACUAGCUAAAGAGCAA
Messenger RNA from Podarcis raffonei (Aeolian wall lizard), 1051 nucleotides. RefSeq names its product phospholipase A2 inhibitor NAI-like. Gene Ontology annotation, molecular function: phospholipase inhibitor activity. Lineage: Eukaryota; Metazoa; Chordata; Lepidosauria; Squamata; Lacertidae. The transcript has 6 exons. The record is from RefSeq and is a predicted model, not a curated record. Bases 198 to 797 code for a protein of 199 amino acids. Gene Ontology annotation, cellular component: extracellular region.